AUGCUGUCUCGAAGCAUAGCCUCCGUCUCCCGCAUUGCGCCCAUGCGCGCCUUGCGCCCUUCUCCUGUGUUCCGUCAGGGACUCCCAAGCUUGAUGCGCUUCUAUGCCGACAAGAUCAUCCAAGUCCCGGUCAUGGCCGAGUCCAUAUCUGAGGGCACUCUCAAGCAGUUCUCAAAAUCGAUUGGCGACUACGUUGAGGUGGACGAGGAGAUUGCCACCAUCGAGACGGACAAGAUCGAUGUGGCCGUCAACGCAACAGAAUCCGGUAUCAUCAAGGAGUUUUUCGUCAGCGAGGAAGACACCGUUACAGUGGGCCAGGAUUUGGUUCGUGUUGAGCUUGGUGGCGAGAAGCCCGAGUCUUCAGGAGAGGCAGAGAAGCCCAAGGAGGAGUCUAAGCCCCAAGCUUCCGAGUCAAAACCUGCCGCCGAGCCGGAAGAGCCAAAGUCACAACCUGCGCCCAGCGAAAGCAAGAGCGAAAGCAAGAGCGAGAAGCCUGCGCCGUCUCCCAAGAAGCCUGAGGAACAGCCUCAGAAGAAGAGCCAGCCCGAAUCUACCGCAUCGUCAAGCUCUCAGCCAACCCCUGGAAACCGCGAGGAACGCCGUGUCAAGAUGAACCGUAUGCGACUACGUAUUGCCGAGCGCCUCAAGCAGUCUCAGAACACUGCUGCCUCCUUGACGACCUUCAACGAGGUCGACAUGUCCAACAUCAUGGAGUUCCGAAAACUUUACAAGGAGGAGACUCUGAAGAAGACUGGCGUGAAGCUGGGCUUCAUGAGCGCCUUUUCUCGUGCCGCAGUUUUGGCCAUGCGAGAUAUCCCCGCCGUCAACGCUUCCAUCGAGGGUCCUAACGGAGGCGACACCAUCGUCUACCGCGAUUAUGUCGAUAUCAGCGUCGCUGUUGCCACUGAGAAGGGUCUGGUUACCCCCGUGGUGCGAAACGUCGAGUCUAUGGACAUGAUUAGCAUCGAGAAGUCUAUUGCCGACAUGGGCAAGAAGGCUCGCGACAACAAGCUCACUAUUGAGGAUAUGGCUGGCGGCACAUUUACUAUCAGCAACGGCGGUGUCUUUGGCUCGCUGAUGGGAACCCCCAUCAUCAACCUGCCCCAGAGUGCCGUCCUGGGUCUCCACGCCGUCAAGGAUCGCGCCGUGGUUGUCAACGGAAAAGUGGAGGUUCGCCCGAUGAUGUAUCUGGCGCUUACAUAUGACCACCGUCUGCUCGAUGGAAGGGAAGCCGUGCAGUUCCUUGUCAAGAUCAAGGAGUACAUUGAAGACCCCAGGAGAAUGCUCUUGUAG
Molecule: messenger RNA, 1293 nt
Organism: Trichoderma gamsii
Lineage: Eukaryota; Fungi; Ascomycota; Sordariomycetes; Hypocreales; Hypocreaceae
Product: dihydrolipoyllysine-residue succinyltransferase, E2 component
Exons: 4
Coding region: 1-1293 (430 amino acids)
Biological process (GO): tricarboxylic acid cycle
Cellular component (GO): oxoglutarate dehydrogenase complex
Molecular function (GO): dihydrolipoyllysine-residue succinyltransferase activity
Source: RefSeq, a predicted model, not a curated record